GCGGACCUGCACGUAAGCAUGAAAUCACUGCUUCAUUUCCCUCAUAUUGAGGACGUAAAGGGAGUGAGAGGAGAGAAAGCGGUGAAUAUCUUUCAGGAUGAGAUUAGAGAAGACAGAGGAUGCGAGGAGGCUGAUAUGCCGAUAUGGAGCUGUGUUUGUGGAACCAUGAAGAAGCUUCCAGGGAGAGAAUUUAACGAUCUUCAUAAAGAAAUGGCCGAGGUUGGACUAGGUCAUAUAAACAGCUUACAUAGCCCGAGUCUGUUGAGCAAAGUGGAUUCUAGUCUCCCUCUCAGACGCUCAUCAUGUAUAGAUCUCAGCUUCAAAAGACUUCUACACGUGUUUAUCAACGAGAAUGAGAAUAAACCAAUCAACUCUACCUUUAGACGAGUCUACCAUAUGACCUUUCAGACUAACGAGCUGGAUACUAUAUGGGAUCUAGUCAUCGACAAUCAAUUAAAUAUCAAACAGGUGAAACAAGCGAGUCUAUAUCAGAGGUUUGAUGUGUGUUGGGAUAAACGAGUUCCACAGCCAUUCUGCGUUUGCGAUCUUAGUAAGAAGGCAGAAGACAUCAUAUGAUCUACUCAAAUCCAGAACAUGGACAUCUUCUCUGGCCUGGGGGGUUUUUCACAGAGCCUUUUUUCAGUGACAAAUGACAAAAAUCAGUGACAAAUCUGCUGAUAACCAAUCAGAAGCAAG
This is a messenger RNA of Strongylocentrotus purpuratus (purple sea urchin), 696 nucleotides long. RefSeq lists its product as uncharacterized. The record is from RefSeq and is a predicted model, not a curated record. The coding region runs from base 19 to 576 and encodes 185 amino acids. The transcript has 4 exons. NCBI's taxonomy places the organism in Eukaryota, Metazoa, Echinodermata, Echinoidea, Camarodonta, Strongylocentrotidae.